Messenger RNA from Condylura cristata (star-nosed mole), 597 nucleotides. Its product is annotated as 40S ribosomal protein S3a-like. The record is from RefSeq and is a predicted model, not a curated record. Gene Ontology annotation, biological process: translation. The transcript is spliced from 2 exons. Gene Ontology annotation, cellular component: ribosome; cytosol. The coding region runs from base 1 to 597 and encodes 198 amino acids. NCBI's taxonomy places the organism in Eukaryota, Metazoa, Chordata, Mammalia, Eulipotyphla, Talpidae. Gene Ontology annotation, molecular function: structural constituent of ribosome.
AUGCGUUGCUACGACAGCCCCAGCAAGCCCAUACAGCUACAGAAUACAAAUUCUUCAGCUGUCUUGUGUCUGUCUGAGCAGCACCAUAGUAGCUGGAAAAAACAAACAACUAUGAAAGGGGACCAAAAGAGAGUCAAGAAGAAAGUUGAUCUAUUUCCUAAGAAAUAUUGCUAUGAUGUGAAACUGUCAGCUGUGUUUAACGCAAGCAACAUUGGAAAAACACUAGUCAUGAGAACUCAAAGAUCCAAGAUGGCAUCUGAUGGACUUCAGGGUUAUGUUUUUGAAGUAAAUCUUGCUGACGUUCAAGAUAAUGAAGUUGCAUUUAGAAAAUUCAAGCUAAUUUCUUUAGUUAUUCAUGGCGAAAACUAUCUGACUAACUUUUAUGGCAUGGAUCUUAUCCAAGAUAAAAUGUGCUAUGUGGUCAAAAAAUGGCUGACCAUGAAUGAGGCCCAUGUUGAUGUCAAGACUGUUGGUUAUUUGCUUUAUCUAUUCUGUGCUGAAAAUAGUAAAAAACACAACAAUCAGACACAUAAGACCGCAGAAGCUCAGCACCAACAGGUUAAAAAAAUCCUGAAGAAGAUGGAAAUCAUCACCUGA